AUAAUACCUAAUGUCGACUUGGAGCAUAUAUUCCAGGUUGGAUUGAGAUGAUUUCCAACAGCAGCAAGAGUGUUGAUGAGGCGAGCGACUUGGAUAGGGUCCUUGUUAAAAUCAGUCGGUCAUGUUCCACGUGUCGGGCAACACCCGAGGAUCCCGACGGGUGGAAAUGCAUCUCAUCGCCAUAGCCUGGUAGGCUCCCAGGUUAUUCCAAUCAGUAUCUGCUCUUCUGCACUCCUCACUACCCAAUACAUGUCGCACAUUCCACCUGUCGAAGCGCUGAUUUAUCCACUGUGCGGAUACACGGUGACGUACGUAUGCUAUGUCGUAGCGUCUCGCCCCCGCGUCAUUACAAGCAUCUUUGGUGGUACAUUGAUUGUGUGCGGGAUGGUGGCGUGUGGAAUGGGUAUAAUUGGGUGGAUUGCGGGGAGGGUAGAGGAUGGAGGAGUGUUGCUGAGGGGCCCAACGCGGGUAUGGAGAGAGGGUUGGUGGAUGGUUGAUGAAAAGCGGGGAAUAAGGGAUGGCAAGCAAGUCAGGGUUGUGGGGAGGGUCCCUGCAUGGGGAAUAUGGAAGCAGCCUCAGAUUACGACCUAUUAAUGUGUGGGGCGUACGAGUUCCUUUUACAUGUGUACAAGUAUGAUGACUUUACUGGAC
This is a messenger RNA of Spizellomyces punctatus DAOM BR117, 651 nucleotides long. RefSeq lists its product as uncharacterized. NCBI's taxonomy places the organism in Eukaryota, Fungi, Chytridiomycota, Chytridiomycetes, Spizellomycetales, Spizellomycetaceae. The transcript has a single exon. The record is from RefSeq and is a predicted model, not a curated record. Bases 76 to 594 code for a protein of 172 amino acids.